CACGAACGCACGCGGCCGGCCCGCACGCACGCGGCCACACCGUUUCGUUUCAGUUCCUCCGCGGCUCCGCCUUCCCCUCCCCCACGCCAGCGUCGCACGGAGGAUUUUCAAUUUUUCAAACCACUCCCAGAACUCCCCAUCCACCACCACGCCCAGCCCAGAUCUAACCCUAAACCCAAAUGCCACUAUGACCACGCCGCGCCCCACCGCCACGCGCCGCGUGGGGUCGGCCGCCGCCGCCGCCCAGGCGGCGGCCGGCGAGCCCUACAACAUCCUGCCCAUCCACGACCUCCUCGCCGAGCACCCGUCGCUGCGCUUCCCCGAGGUGCGGGCCGCCGCCGCCGCGCUCCGGGCGGUGGGCGGCCUCCGCCCGCCGCCCUACUCGCAGUGGCGCGCCGACCAGGACCUCAUGGACUGGCUCGGCGCCUUCUUCGGCUUCCAGCGGGACAACGUGCGCAACCAGCGCGAGCACCUCGUGCUCCUGCUCGCCAACGCGCAGAUGCGCCUCUCCUCCGCCGACUUCUCCGACACCCUCGAGCCCCGCAUCGCGCGCUCCCUCCGCCGGAAGCUCCUCCGCAACUACACCUCCUGGUGCGGCUUCCUCGGCCGCCGCCCCAACGUCUACGUCCCCGACGCCGACCCCCGCGCCGAUUUGCUCUUCGCGGGACUCCACCUCCUCGUCUGGGGCGAGGCCGCCAACCUCCGCUUCGUGCCCGAGUGCAUCUGCUACAUCUACCACCACAUGGCUCUCGAGCUGCACCGGAUCCUCGAGGGCUACAUCGACACCACCACGGGCCAGCCCGCCAACCCCGCCGUGCACGGCGAGAACGCCUUCCUCGCCCGCGUCGUCACGCCCAUCUACGGCGUCAUCCGCUCUGAGGUCGAAUCCAGCCGCAACGGCACAGCUCCCCAUGCCGCCUGGCGGAACUACGACGACAUCAACGAGUACUUCUGGCGCCGUGAUGUCUUCGACCGUCUCGGCUGGCCCAUGGAGCAGUCCCGGCAAUUCUUCCGGACGCCACCCGAGCACGGCCGUGUGCGCAAGACGGGCUUUGUGGAGGUCCGCUCGUUCUGGAACAUUUACCGGAGCUUCGACAGGCUGUGGGUCAUGCUGGUGCUAUACUUGCAGGCCGCAGCCAUUGUCGCGUGGGAUGGUGAGACUUGGCCGUGGCAGAAUCUUCGGGGAAACCAGCACCGUGAAGCCCAGGUGCGAGUGCUCACCGUCUUCAUUACCUGGGCGGCACUACGAUUCCUGCAGUCGCUGCUGGACAUCGGCACACAGUUACGCCGUGCGUUCAGGGAUGGACGCAUGCUUGCAGUGCGCAUGGUGCUCAAGGCCAUUGUGGCAGCUGCGUGGGUUGUUGCAUUUGCUGUGCUGUACAAGGGAAUCUGGAGCCAGAGGGACAGUGACCGUGGCUGGUCGCGGGGGACCGAUUCUCGAAUCAUGAAGUUCUUGUAUGCAGCAGCAGCGUUUCUGAUCCCCGAGGUCCUUGCCACCGUGCUCUUUAUUAUUCCUUGGGUGCGGAAUGCAUUGGAGAAGACAAAUUGGAAGAUCUGCUAUGCCCUCACCUGGUGGUUUCAGAGCCGCAGCUUCGUUGGCCGCGGGCUUCGUGAGGGCACCUUUGACAAUGUGAAAUAUUCUAUUUUCUGGGUGCUUCUGCUUGCUGUGAAGUUUGCCUUUAGCUAUUUCCUCCAGAUCAGGCCACUUGUAAAACCUACAAAAGAGAUAUACAGGCUGAGUAAGGUCACAUAUGCUUGGCAUGAGUUCUUUGGGCAGAGCAACCGAUUUGCUGUGUUUAUAUUGUGGUUGCCGGUAGUUUUGAUCUACCUCAUGGAUAUCCAGAUCUGGUAUGCAAUCUUCUCUUCCAUGGCAGGUGCAUUUGUGGGGCUGUUUGCACACUUGGGAGAGAUCCGGGACAUGAAACAACUGAGGCUGCGGUUCCAGUUCUUUGCAAGUGCCAUGUCAUUCAACAUCAUGCCAGAGGAGCAACAUGUGAAUGAGCGCACUUUCUUGCCCAACCGGCUUCGGAAUUUCUGGCAGCGACUGCAGCUACGGUACGGGUUCAGCCGAUCGUUCCGUAAGAUCGAGUCAAAUCAGGUAGAAGCACGGAGGUUUGCACUUAUUUGGAAUGAGAUUAUCACCAAGUUCAGGGAGGAGGAUAUUGUAAGUGAUCUUGAAGUUGAGCUCCUUGAGCUACCACCUGAGCUGUGGAAUGUGCGUGUGAUCCGUUGGCCGUGCUUCUUGCUUUGUAAUGAGCUGUCACUGGCACUUGGGCAGGCAAAGGAGGUCCAAGGACCUGAUCGCAGGCUCUGGACGAAAAUCUGCAAGAAUGAUUAUCGUCGUUGUGCGGUCAUUGAGGUGUAUGAUAGUACCAAAUACAUGCUGCUAGAGAUCAUCAAGGAAAGGACUGAGGAACACGGCAUUGUGACGCAAUUGUUUCGCGAGUUCGAUGAAUCCAUGAAUUUGGAUAAGUUCACUGUGGAGUAUAAGAUGUCUGUGCUGCAAAACGUCCAUGCAAAGCUUGUAGCACUGCUAAGCCUACUUCUCAAGCCCAACAAGGAUAUCACAAAGAUUGUCAAUGCUCUUCAGACUCUCUAUGAUGUUGUGAUUCGUGACUUCCAGGCUGAGAAAAGGAGCAUGGAACAGCUGAGGAACGAAGGCCUGGCACAAUCAAGGCCAACCAGCCUUCUCUUUGUGGACACUGUCGUGCUGCCUGAUGAGGAGAAUGCCACAUUCUAUAAGCAGGUGCGGCGCAUGCACACCAUCCUGACCUCACGUGACUCUAUGGUCAAUGUCCCAAAGAACCUUGAAGCUCGGCGGAGGAUUGCUUUUUUCAGCAAUUCAUUGUUCAUGAACAUACCACGGGCAACCCAGGUGGAGAAGAUGAUGGCCUUCAGUGUCUUGACACCAUAUUAUAACGAAGAGGUGUUGUACAACAAGGACCAGCUCUAUAAGGGGAAUGAAGAUGGGAUAUCAAUACUAUACUAUCUGAAACAGAUCUACCCAGAUGAGUGGGAGUUCUUUGUUGAGCGCAUGAAGCGUGAGGGGAUGUCUGAUAUGAAGGAGCUGUACAGUGAGAAGCAAAGGUUAAGAGAUCUUCGGCACUGGGUCUCAUACAGGGGACAGACACUAUCACGUACUGUGAGGGGGAUGAUGUACUAUUAUGAUGCUCUCAAGAUGCUGACCUUUCUGGAUUCUGCCUCUGAACAUGACUUAAGAACUGGAUCGAGGGAGCUUGCUACAAUGGGUUCCUCAAGAUUUGGAUCCUCGAGAAGAGAAGGGAGUGCUGGUGGGUCAGGGUAUUAUAGCAGGGCCUCUUCGUCACACACACUGAGCAGAGCAACCAGUGGUGUGAGCUCUUUGUUUAAAGGUAGUGAGUAUGGGACUGUCCUUAUGAAAUACACUUAUGUGGUUGCAUGCCAAAUUUAUGGCCAGCAGAAAGCUAAAAAUGAUCCGCAUGCUUAUGAGAUAUUGGAGCUAAUGAAGAAUUAUGAAGCACUUCGUGUUGCCUAUGUUGACGAAAAACACUCGGCUGGUGCGGAACCAGAGUACUUCUCCGUCCUUGUGAAGUACGACCAGCAGUUGCAGAAAGAGGUUGAAAUUUAUCGAGUGAAGUUGCCUGGGCCACUGAAGCUUGGUGAAGGCAAGCCAGAGAACCAGAAUCAUGCACUCAUCUUCACAAGGGGUGAUGCAGUUCAAACUAUUGAUAUGAACCAAGACAAUUACUUUGAAGAGGCUCUGAAGAUGAGAAAUCUGCUGGAAGAGUUCAAUCGCCAUUAUGGAAUUCGCAAGCCAAAAAUCCUUGGGGUUCGGGAACAUGUGUUCACUGGCUCUGUAUCUUCUCUAGCUUGGUUUAUGUCUGCCCAAGAAACAAGUUUUGUCACUCUGGGGCAGCGAGUUCUAGCUAACCCACUCAAGGUUAGAAUGCAUUAUGGCCACCCAGAUGUGUUUGAUCGUCUUUGGUUCUUGGGCCGAGGUGGUAUUAGUAAAGCAUCAAGAGUAAUCAACAUCAGUGAGGAUAUCUUUGCUGGAUUCAAUUGUACCCUCCGUGGGGGCAAUGUUACACACCAUGAGUACAUCCAGGUUGGUAAAGGAAGGGAUGUGGGGCUCAACCAGGUUUCUAUGUUUGAAGCCAAGGUUGCUAGUGGCAAUGGUGAGCAAACUCUGAGCCGUGAUGUUUACAGACUGGGCCACAGAUUGGAUUUCUUUCGGAUGCUCUCGUUUUUUUAUACAACCAUUGGAUUCUAUUUCAACACAAUGAUGGUUGUGCUAACUGUCUAUGCCUUUGUCUGGGGGCGAUUUUAUCUUGCACUUAGUGGGCUCGAGGAGUACAUCACCAAGAACACUAGCACUACUAAUAAUGCAGCCCUGGGAGCUGUCCUGAAUCAGCAGUUCGUCAUACAGCUGGGCCUGUUCACAGCAUUGCCCAUGAUUAUUGAAAAUUCACUUGAGCAUGGUUUCCUCAAUGCUGUAUGGGAUUUCUUAAAAAUGCAAUUGCAGUUUGCAUCUGUUUUCUACACCUUCUCCAUGGGAACCAAGACACAUUAUUAUGGGCGGACAAUCCUUCAUGGAGGUGCAAAGUAUCGAGCUACUGGCCGUGGAUUUGUUGUGGAGCACAAGAAAUUCGCCGAGAACUACAGGCUAUAUGCCCGUAGCCAUUUUCUAAAAGCAAUAGAGCUCGGCGUGAUAUUGGUUCUCUAUGCAUCUUACAGCAGCAGUGCUGGGAAUACAUUUGUGUACAUCCUGCUGACACUUUCCAGUUGGUUUUUAGUAUCCUCGUGGAUUUUGGCCCCCUUCAUCUUUAAUCCAUCAGGUUUGGACUGGCUAAAGAAUUUUAAUGAUUUUGAGGAUUUCCUAAGCUGGAUUUGGUUCCAGGGUGGAAUCUCAGUGAAGUCAGAUCAAAGCUGGGAAAAGUGGUGGGAGGAGGAAACUGAUCACCUUAGGACCUCUGGUCUGUGGGGGAGCAUCUUGGAAAUCAUUAUAGACCUCCGAUAUUUCUUCUUUCAGUAUGCAAUUGUUUACCGGCUUCACAUUGCCAAUGGGAGUAGAAGCAUCCUUGUCUAUCUUCUUUCAUGGACAUGCAUACUGCUGGCUUUUGUGGCUCUUGUCGCAGUUGCUUACUUCCGAGACAGAUACGCAGCAAAGAAGCACAUAAGGUAUCGGCUUGUCCAAGCUAUAAUUGUUGGUGCCACUGUGACUGGUAUUGUCCUGUUGAUAGAAUUCACAAAUUUCAAGUUCAUUGAUGCCUUUACUAGUCUCUUGGCUUUUCUGCCAACUGGCUGGGGAAUCAUAUCUAUUGCUCUGGUGUUCAAGCCAUACCUGAGGAGGUCUGAGACAGUCUGGAAAACUAUUGUCACAGUGGCACGCCUGUAUGAUAUACUGUUUGGAGUAAUUGUUAUGACACCUGUAGCUGUGUUGUCAUGGUUGCCGGGGCUCCAGGAAAUGCAAACAAGGAUCCUAUUCAAUGAAGCCUUCAGCCGAGGACUUCAUAUUUCUCAAAUGUUUACUGGCAAAAAAGGACAUGGAGUUUAAGCUCAACCCAUUUUCAUUUCUCAAAGUGAUCUGCUUCAUUAUUCUGGAGGGUGCAGUUCUUCUCAGUGAUAUACGGUUCACAGAUGCUUCUGGUUUAGAGUAGAUGGAUGCUAGUUUCUGUACAGGCGACAUCUUUACCUUGAUUCUUUGUAACUUGAUGUACACAUGGAUUUCCGUAGUAGAAAUGAUGCGAUCAAACUUAAUGAGUCGUCGAUUAGGCUCAUAUUCAUGGUUCGAGAUUUUGCUAGUUUUGUAGUGAAACAGAGCUGUACAAGCUUUAUCCUGAAUGGACUUCUCGUGCCAGACAUUUCUUCGGGUGCUGCCAUGUUUUCGUUGUAAAGCUGGGAAUUGCUGUUCCUGCUUUUACCUGCACAUACAUCUACAUUGUGGGAGAUUGUAAUCUUGUACACCAAUUGUUAUCGGAAAUGUCAUCGGCUGGGUC
This is a messenger RNA of Triticum aestivum (bread wheat), 5975 nucleotides long. Its product is annotated as callose synthase 12. Gene Ontology annotation, cellular component: 1,3-beta-D-glucan synthase complex; plasma membrane. Gene Ontology annotation, biological process: (1->3)-beta-D-glucan biosynthetic process. The record is from RefSeq and is a predicted model, not a curated record. Lineage: Eukaryota; Viridiplantae; Streptophyta; Magnoliopsida; Poales; Poaceae. Gene Ontology annotation, molecular function: 1,3-beta-D-glucan synthase activity.